AUGGAGCCUGAGAGAAGAUAUUCGCGCAAGGUUAUACUCAGGAAUCGUAUGCAAAAAGUUUGGAACAUAGAAAUAACAGAAACUGAAGAUGAUUGUUUUUUCAAGUAUGGUUGGGCAAAAUUCGUAGAGGAUAACUCGUUCUUCAAUGGAGAUCAAUUGAUUUUUAUCUAUGACCAUCCUGCUAUGUUUGACUUCAUCGUACUUGACUCAUCCGGUUGUGAAAAGAUAAUAGUUGACGGUAAAGAAGCUCGAGUGAAGGGAUUGAAAAAUAAUAAUGAUGGUGAUGUUAAUUGUCAAGAUAACACUUUUUGGGUGGAGUUUGAAUUCAAUAUGGUCACUCAAGUUAAGAAAGACGAGGAUGAGAUGGAUGCAGAAGAGGAGAAAAAUGAUGUUAUUGGUUUUCAACAUCAUAUGUCACCUUCCAAGGGAAAAAGAUGCAUUACUACUGAAGGUGGAUUCAAGAGAGCUGCUACCAUGAAGAAAAGGAAUGCUAGUCCCAAAAGAGGGAAAAAGAAUGCUACGGCAAAGAAGAAAAGGGAUGUUAGUGAAGAAGAAAGUGAUGUUAGUGCAGAAAAAAUGGAUGCUAGUGAAGAUAAAAAAGAUGGCAGUGUUGAAAAAAAGAAGGAUGUCCGCGAUCAUUUUGGAGUCGAGCUUUUCAGCUCAGGACGUUUUACUCAACCUAAAAUCUUUAUUUCGUGA
Messenger RNA from Ipomoea triloba (trilobed morning glory), 699 nucleotides. RefSeq names its product B3 domain-containing protein At4g34400-like. Bases 1 to 699 code for a protein of 232 amino acids. The record is from RefSeq and is a predicted model, not a curated record. Gene Ontology annotation, molecular function: DNA binding. The transcript has 2 exons. NCBI's taxonomy places the organism in Eukaryota, Viridiplantae, Streptophyta, Magnoliopsida, Solanales, Convolvulaceae.